Messenger RNA from Archocentrus centrarchus (flier cichlid), 905 nucleotides. RefSeq lists its product as uncharacterized. The transcript is spliced from 4 exons. Bases 201 to 905 code for a protein of 234 amino acids. Gene Ontology annotation, molecular function: protein binding. Lineage: Eukaryota; Metazoa; Chordata; Actinopteri; Cichliformes; Cichlidae. The record is from RefSeq and is a predicted model, not a curated record.
GGGAUCCCUUAGCCUUCCAAAACUGGUACCCUGGUUGGCCGCUGCCUAAACCUCACCCAAAACCCCCCCAAAAAACCCUGUGCUGUAGCUGCGCCUGUACAUGCCCAGCAAGUACAACGACCCCGGCAACAACCCCCAGCACGACAAGCUUUAGCACAACAAAAAACCUAACCAACACUGCAACGAGCUUCACAGAUCUGAUGGAAAACACCGAUGAAAACACACCACAAACCAGCUUCUCCAGUGUCGCUGGCCAAACCAUGACAACUCAAAGAACAUCUUCAUCAUUCACCACAAGUGCACCCUGGACGACCACUGAAAUGCCAAUACAAGCACAGUGCCAGCGGUCAGUUAUGCCGGAGCCCAAAGAACCCAAAGAACCCGAAGAUGAUGACAGUAAUGGUGCCAAUUACAUUGAAGACUCGUGUGUUGCCAUGCUCAGCUUUGGGCCAUGGAUUGAAAAGAACUGCCUGGACCUUCUGCCUUUCAUUUGUUAUGAAGAUCGUUUCGAUGGCCAAGUCAGCGUCACCAAUAAAACUUCUGAGGGUGCCAAUCUGACAUGGUCACCCGCACCUGGUGAUAUCAGCUCUUACUGGGUAGAGAUCACAGAAUUCAUAAAUAAAAAUAAAACCAAAGAAUGGAAGGACACCACCCAUAAUUUGACCUAUGAAUUCACCAACCUGACAGCAGGCACCAACUACUUGGUCAAGGUGUUCGCUGUGAAGUGUAAGAGAGACCUCAACCCAGCGCGCAUCAGCUUCUACACCACACCUAACAAAGUCACAAACCUGACCAUCACUAAAGUGACAGAAGGAUCUGUCUCUCUGAGCUGGAACAAACCAGAUGGAAACCUGGAUUUCUACAAACUGACUUACGAGUUGAUCCUGAUAAAGUUUACAACCUGA